This is a messenger RNA of Dermacentor andersoni, 2276 nucleotides long. Its product is annotated as transmembrane protease serine 9-like. NCBI's taxonomy places the organism in Eukaryota, Metazoa, Arthropoda, Arachnida, Ixodida, Ixodidae. Gene Ontology annotation, molecular function: serine-type endopeptidase activity. Gene Ontology annotation, biological process: proteolysis. The record is from RefSeq and is a predicted model, not a curated record.
CACGGAUCUAGUUUUUGCGAAAUUGGUAAAGGCAUAUGCGAAAGAAAAUAACCUGUACAAUGGGAGAUGCGUAAUAUACUCAACAUCUAAAUAUUUAAACCUGCAAAGAUUAAAACCGAGACAUCGCGAUGUAAUACCUGCAUCAGUGUUAAUUUGAUGAAUGCUUUUGCAAACAGUCCAAACUAAAUUCAUACCGGUCAUGUGAAUAUGAACUGACGUUUUCGCUUUAACAAUAAUUUCAGUGGAUGAUGAAGUCUGUCGGGUCAUGGUUUUUAUGAUAAACAAAGACAACUACGAGUCCCGAGCGAUAAAAACAGUUUCUUGUGUCAUACGCCAUACGAUGUGAAUGAGAGCACAAUGCGGGAGGCAAAACGAUAUUAGCAUAACUUUCCCGGUUAGCUUAUUUUUUUCCACACUAUGCAUACCUCCAAGCUGUAAAGUUAUAACGCAGGUGCUUCACCGUUCCUCAGAGUUUUAUUACUAACAUUGAUUUUACAUUUCGACGGAGACAUCAAGGUCGCACUUCUCUCAUUAUUUCCAUUAGGGUAUCCGCACUAACGUUAAAGUGCACGUUGAAGAAUGCCAGGUGUCAAAAUUAAUUCAGAGCACCGCAAUACUCUUGUAGGCCCCGAGUUGCUUCGGACCGUUAAAUUCUAUGUCUCGAUUUGACGUUGAUUAUAGUUUCCGCAUAAUUUGUUAUACUAGACGACAUAACGGCCGCUGCGGUCACUUCUCCUUAUGUCAGCUGAGUGCACUCGCAAACAUAUAUUCUAUUCUAGCAUUAUUCGUUUCAGCAGGCGACUGCGGAUUGAGGAACGUCUCUUCAGGAAAGAUUGUGGGGGGAAGACCAGCCAAGCAAUGCGAAUUUCCAUGGCAGGUAUCACUUCAAGUGAACGGUUACCACUUCUGCGGAGGAUCAAUCAUUUCUCCAGACACUGUCGUCACUGCUGCGCACUGCCUCAGCGGAAGGAUAAACCCCGUUAUGCUAGACGUCGUGGCGGGCAACGUCGACCUCAAGAAGAGGAGCGCGCACUACCAACAGCGUCGAGUGAAGUCGUCCGCUCGGCACGAGAACUUCGGCAAGCGAGGCAUGCGGGACGACAUCGCGCUGCUCAGGCUGGAGCAGCCGUUCGACUUUGACGGCUCCGGUGGAUGCGUGACCGCGGUGUGCCUGCCGGACGCCGGCCGCAAGAUACGCGACGCCGUUGUCGUGUCCGGUUGGGGCACCACGCGCGAAGGAGGCCGUAUCUCAUCAGAACUCCUCGCGGUGUCCGUUCGCGUGACAAGCGACGCCUACUGCGCGCUGCAGUAUGUGCAGCCGGGAACUCUGGCCAGCGCCUACGACAAGGAGACGAUGUUUUGCGCCGGUGAACUGCUGGGUGGCAAAGAUUCUUGUCAGGGCGACUCCGGUGGACCCGCAAUCCAGUUCCAAAACGGAACAUCUGUGCUGGUGGGCAUAGUUUCGUUUGGACGAGGUUGCGCUCGCCUCACGCAUGCUGGCGUUUACACAAGAGUGCCCAACUAUACUGAUUGGAUCCAAGAGCAUGCCAAAGAGCUGUGAUCACCGGAGAACUUUCCCUGUUUCUUAUAACAAGAAUAUAUUACAUCAGAAGCUUAUUAUCAGCUGCUAACGUUCCAAAAAAGACGGUAAUGGUACAAGUUAUGCACGGACAGCCUCCUGCGUGCUUGUCUGAGCGUGGGAUUAGUGCACACGAAAAUGCAAUUACAUCACCUACUGUAAACCCCUGGUUCGAAACAACUUACUUGUACCAUGUGUUUCUAGACGUGAUAUAGCCACCACUAGUUUUGGUUCUCAAGCUUAUUGGAACCCAUUACUUCCUUCUAUGAAUGACUGCGCCUCACGCCAGGCGUCCUUCGGCGAUCUAUCCAAGAUGCAAAGCGAACGCGUUUCUUAUCCCUUCGUGUUACACAUACUAGAAAUUUACAACGGCCGUUGCCAUUGCGCAGAAGGCAGUGCGGCUAACAGUGACCUAUAAAUCAGACUGCGUUCGCUAUAUGAAGCAACUUGUCUCGAACCAGCAACCUCCUGAGAAUGGCUCAAGUGGGCUGUGAAGCGUAGUUUUCCGAGGAACCUUAGUCUCCAAAGCGCAUAGUUCACGCGUCAUAGAGAAGUGCACUGGGCCCUUGUCGCAGCAAGUCAUACCCAACAUGUCGCGGCCGAAGUGUCUUCGCCAUAGAAAAGAACUUGACACCCACGGUGAUAAAUCCGACAUAAUAAACGACGUUCUUGUCUGCUUUGUUCGUUUUAUAAUUUA